AAGAUCUCCAUCCUAAUUACUGCUCCAACAUGUCGCACACGGACAAUCAAUUCCCCCGGACGAAACGGAGGAAGUUGGACUCCGGCGAGGAGGCCACUGUCCAGUCCGACAUCACGUCUCACACGCAACUCCGUGCUAUCCUGACUUUCCAGCAAAACAUCCAAGAGACCAAACAAGGCCUCAGAAAGUUCAAGGAAUACUUGCUCUCCAUCCCACAGACGGAGAAUGAGGGCGAGAAAGCCAAAAAGUUCCGCGUGCUCAAAGCCUAUUGUGAUUCGCAGAUCGCCUACAAUGGCGAGGAGGCGUCUUGCUUCCCUGAUCUAAUCCAGGCCUGGGGCUUCGCGGACACUAAUAAUAAUGACUCCAUGUUGACGAUGGUUCCCUCUGUGCUGGCGCUCUUCCUCAAGACGAUAUCUAGUAAUCUGGACUUCCGAGACUUCGGAACGGCAUUGUGUAAAUUCUUGAUGCAAAAGGAGCAGCUAAGGUUUUUCAACCGUGGGUUGACCGCCACAAAGUCGAAGGAACAUUUGAUCUCCCCGUGUCUGCGUCUUCUUACCGAGGUGGUCAGCUUCGAUGGAGGUGCCGUUGCCCGUCUAGUCUACGGGGCGCGCUAUAUCACUUUCAAGCGCCUUGAGGUGUUCUUGACCCCGAACAAAGCUCAGCUGGAAGAGGCCUCCGAUGAUGCGCAGAAGUCGACUUUGCGUCGCAAUGCUCAGAGAUUUGUCCUGGCGAACUUGCGAGUCCAGCACACAACCGCUAAAAGCGACAUCGUCGAGCAAAGUAAACUCAUGAGAGCAUUCUUCGAGCACAUCCGAAAGGACCCGCGAGACAUUGUCAUCGACGUGAUCAAGGCUGUUGAUCGCGAUAUCGUUCAGGAUGCUUCGCUUCCCCGGAACUCCAAGAAGCUGUUCUUCAGCCGUUGGAAUUUGGAGCGACUGGUGACUUUGUAUGGUUACGAUCGAGAGUCCGAGGAUCCCAAUCCCACAGGGUUCUCUGUCGCGAAUGAGAUUCACAAGAUCUUGAUGAACAUCUGCACCAAGACUGAGCUCGGCGUGUUGCUACCGGAAACAGGCUGGUACCCUAACGGUAGCGACCCUGAAUCUUUGCCGGCGGAUAACGACGCGUCAAUUGAGUUGGGACUCGAUUCUGCAGUCUACGUUGACAAGUACCGGGAAUCCGUGCCAGUCCGCAACGGAGUGCUCUCCUAUAUAAUUCAGGCACUUCGCCCGGAUACGGACAGUCUUCAGAUUGAGUUGCUUGUGGCAAUCUUCAAGGCCGCGCCUGAGUUAGUGGCCGAUUUCUUUAGCAAGAAGAUCAUGUUCGUAUCGGAUCCGAAGCCCGUGCCGUCAUGGCUGGCCGAAUCUGCACUUCUGUUCUCGACGGUGAGUCUGCCGGUUCCGAGGAACUGCGGUUGGAAAGACAAACUGCCUCCGAUGCCCCCGGCGCCCUCGGUUGUAAUCGAAAACAUUCUACCGCGUCCGCUGAAUCAAAAGGUUCUCACUCGGUGCUUGAACCUGAACACGGAGAUCGUUACUCUCUUCGCUGUUCGUCUCAUCACGGUCUCCUUCAAGAAGUUGCAGAAGGUCCUGCAAAUCUUCAACUCCGACCACGGAGUCAGCCAGCCGCUUUGGAAACAGGCUGCGGGAAAAUUAGUCGCUGAAUUUUCUCGUCGGUGCCCCGUCGUGAAGGAUGUCAUUCAGCUUUACAAAAGAACCGCCAAGGAAGAUUUGCAACAGCAGGAAGCCGUUGCCGAAUUGCUCUCUUGUUUCUACGAGGUUGCUCCGGAUUCCGCUUUUGAGGAGGUCCUUGAUGUUUCACUUAUAAUGGUUGAAAUUUUGAAACGAUUUGAUGAGCCCACCAUCUCAUCGGACGACUCUGAACUGUUGCUCAGUCAGCUGCAAAGCAUCCUGAAGAUUGCGCAGCAGUCGGCAUCGAUCCGUUGGUGGCAACAACCUGCUUCUAUGCAAUUUUCUGCUUUCACCUCUGUGACGAAGGUCCUCGUGGAAGCGUCGUCCCAGGAAUCCCUUGGUGAUAUCUAUCGCCUAUUGAGAUCGGUGCUCAUUGAGAACUCUAUCCUGCAAAGUGCAUCCUCGUUUACCGCACUUUUGUCGAGCUUCGAAACCUCGGAUACUGCACGCUUGCAACACCAACUUGCGUUUUUCGACAACUGCGUUUGCCGCAUUGCCAAAAAACAAGUUCAUUAUCAAGAUUUACUAGGAUCGUUCACACAAGACGAAUCUAAACCUACCAGUUCUAUCGUGGCGGCUAUCAGUGAGCAGUGGCCAUUUGUUGUAAGAUCUGGAGACGCAGAUGCUCAAAGUGCCGUGUGUGCAUGGGCUGCUCAAGUGCUGGGGAGAUUGAAGCAGGCUGGGGAAGACUCGAAAGCGCUAAAGGGUGUUCGUGACUCCCUGGUGGGCGCCACCGAUAAGAAACAGCUCAAGUCCACCCUGAAAAAGGCACUGAAAGAUACAGAGGACGACCCGUUGGAGAAGAAGGGCCUGAAUUUGGAUCAAAAGGUCCCUCCGACUGUAGGAAGCGAGCAACCGCGCGUGGACUUACUGGAGAUGUUCGGGGCGCUUCCCGUCGAAAGUGACGAGCGGAAUGAGUUGCACAAAUGGGAUAAAGGAGAGCUGGAGGUGUCCGUGGAGCAGGGUCCAGUGGCGGAAUUGAUGGUCUGUUUGUGUUCGGAGCACGAGGAAGUGCGCCGACAAGCAUUCAGCAAUAUCGCUAGAUUCAUGGCUAAACUCAGGGAAUCAAAAUAUGCCGAAUGGCGAUCGGUCUAUAUCCUCACCGGAGAGCUUUACGAGACUGUCAAACUGCUUGGCCUUGAAUCGCCCUUGCCGUGGAUAGUGGGAGAAUGUGCUGCCAGCUGUCUUGCAGUUCUCACAAACCCCACGCACAAGCUCUACGGCAAGGUCAACGCUUUCCUCCAGAAAGCGCCUACUUGGGAACCUGAGAAGAUUCCCUCCUACUGGAUCGACAAGAUCUUGCUGCGGGAACCCGAGUUGGAUGACGGUCAUUUUGAAGAGACCAAUUGGCUCCUAGAUCUGUUGGUUAAAGGCCUUCGCACCGGAACUGACAUGGAAAUCUACCGUCGCGCCAAUGUGUUCGAGCGCGCAUUUGCUUUCUACGAGUCUCCCAGCACGAGUGUCUCGGUCAAACGAAAGAUUUUGCAUCUGAUCUAUCGCUCGACGCAGGUACAAGGUAGCACGACCCUCAUCACCCGAGCAGGAAUCGUCAGCUGGAUUCAAAGCCAGAUUCCGGUCGUCGGUGCCAAAGAAGCGUCGAGUUUUUCGGCCAUCACCAACUCCUUGCAUGAAUCCUCGGAUAAGGAACGGGUUGCCAAGUGGAGCGGAGGAGCCGUGGGCAAGGCGGUUGGAAACAUGACGAGAGGGAAUUAACUGAAUAGCAGAUGCCCAUGUACCGAUAUUGGAGUAUAGAUGAAUUUAUCUAGGCGAUAAUGUACU
This is a messenger RNA of Aspergillus melleus, 3467 nucleotides long. Its product is annotated as NPA1/URB1 family protein. Gene Ontology annotation, biological process: maturation of 5.8S rRNA from tricistronic rRNA transcript (SSU-rRNA, 5.8S rRNA, LSU-rRNA); maturation of LSU-rRNA from tricistronic rRNA transcript (SSU-rRNA, 5.8S rRNA, LSU-rRNA). The record is from RefSeq and is a predicted model, not a curated record. Gene Ontology annotation, cellular component: nucleolus. Bases 30 to 3401 code for a protein of 1123 amino acids. Lineage: Eukaryota; Fungi; Ascomycota; Eurotiomycetes; Eurotiales; Aspergillaceae. The transcript has 5 exons.